Messenger RNA from Cooperia oncophora, 357 nucleotides. The record is from the annotation of a GenBank genome assembly. NCBI's taxonomy places the organism in Eukaryota, Metazoa, Nematoda, Chromadorea, Rhabditida, Trichostrongylidae.
AUGGCUGGCUCUUAUUUAGCUAAAAACACGAAUUGGACAAGAAAUUUUCUAAGAGAAAGUGUGCAGGAUUUUGCAGGUUUUGCCAAUUAUGAGUUCCGGUUACCGAACAGUCAUCAUGGAACUGACAAUGGAGCCAUUCAUGCAUAUCUUGCUGAAGUCAUCUUACCCAACACCGGCGUCGAUUUCAUGAUUUGCCUCGAGAUCUAUAAAAAUUCGAAAGGAUUUCAAGAUCUAUUCUUGUACGAAGCGUGUAUGAGAGACUUGUUGGAGAGAGCUAUCAGUUUCGACCGGAUAAAAAUUCCUGCCCAAGUGGAAUACAAGGAAAAGGAUACUGAAGCGUUGUCGCUCGUUGGAUAA